AGGAGUAACAGCAUCGAACUGCUCAACUCGCAAAGCUUAUAAUUUGGAUGAGUUUUCAGCCGUCCGUCUGUUCGCGCCAAGUACAUGUGAAAUGGAAAGUCACCAAUGACUGAUGUGUGAAAUGGGAAAGCAGUAGCGUGACCAGGGCUAAAAUCAAGAUGGCCGCCCACCGUAUCCGAGUAACCAACAACAACAACAUUCUGCCGCGCUGCAAGUCGGAAGGGACGCUAAUCGACCUGAGCGAUGGUGUGUCAGAAGCUACUCUCACAGAGGUCAAAGUGCCUUCUCCCAGUGCCUUACGCCUGGACACGUCGGCCUCGUUCGGCACGGCGCGCGAGGUGGUCGCCAUCAAGGACUACUGCCCGUCCAGCUUCACCACGCUCAAGUUCUCCAAGGGCGACCGGCUCUACGUGCUCGACACGUCCGGUGGCGAGUGGUGGUACGCCCACAACAACACAGAGAUGGGCUACAUCCCCUCGGCCUACGUGCAGCCGGUGCACUCGGCCUCCCACCGCCACUCCUCGCUCAGCGACAGUGGCAUGAUCGACAAUCUCGGGGACCUAGCAUCAGAGGAAGGGGCCCGGGAGCUUGACCUCCUUGGGGAGUGGAGCGUUAGCAGCAUGGGCAGUGUGAGUGGUGGUGGUGGUGGUGGUGGAGGUGUGACUCUGACCUCACCCUCGUCCUUGUCCUUGCCUUACAGCAGCAACCCCUUCUCAGCGCGGUCCACUUCGUCCUCCACCUCCACCUCCAUCUCCACCAAUCCUUUCCUCAACGGGUCCAUGCAGGGUCUGCUGGACCAGAACAGCAACAGCAACGGCAGCAGCCAGGAGAGGGCCAACCAACGCAACGCCAUGGACCUGCUGCUCUUUGACAGCUUUUCACCUUCCACGCCACUCUCGACCAGCAGCUUUAACCACUACAACUCCACCAACGCCACUACUAAUGGUUACUACGGUAACGGACACAGUAACGGGCACGGCAUCUUUGACCACCACAUGCCCAUGAGUCCGAACCUGGAGGCCUUGCAAGUGUUCCGAAAGGACAACCCUUUCCUCAGGAGCAAGAGGUCCUACAGCUUGUCUGAGCUGUCCAUCCUCCAGUCUCAAUCUGACGGCCCGCUGCCUUCGUCCAACGGCUUCUUUGGCGGCCUGAAGGCUCCGUCGCCAGAGCAGUUCCAGAGCCGGGAGGACUUCCGCACGGCGUGGCUGAACCACCGGAAGCUGGCCCGGUCGUGCCACGACCUGGACUCCCUGGGCCAGAACCCGGGAUGGGGCCAGACCCAACCCCUGGAGACCAACAUCACCUGCAAGCUAGACAGCUGCGGCGGGGUGGUCCAGCUCCCCGACACCCACAUCAGCAUCCACGUUCCCGAGGGGCACGUUGCCACGGGAGACACUCAGCAGAUCUCCGUAAAGGCACUGCUGGACCCGCCACUGGAGCUCAACAACGACCGAUGUUCCACAGUGAGCCCCGUGGUGGAGAUCAAGCUCAGCAACAUGGAGGUGAAGUCCUUCAUCACGCUGGAGAUGAAGGUGUCCGUGGAGGUGAGGAAGGAGCGGUCUAACAUGGCCGAGGUGGUGUGCGUCCGGAGCGAUUUCAAAGAGGGGCCUUACGUGCCCAUUCCUGACGCGUACGUGUAUGGCGACACGGUCCAGGUCCAGCUGGAUAACUUGGAGCCAUGCAUGUAUGUCGCUGUGGUGGUCCAAGCGAGAAGCGUCUCUGUCAUCAGCUCUGGGACGGUUUGGGAACACAUGGUGAAGAAGUUGACUCUGGGGUUGUACGGCCCCAAGCACAUCCACCCGUCCUUCAAGACCGUGGUGGCCCUGUUCGGCCACGACUGCGCCCCAAAGACACUGCUUGUGAGCGAGGUCACCAGGCAGGUUCAGUCGGCGACUCCCGUCGCACUUCAGCUGUGGGGGAAGCACCAGUUCGUGCUCAGCCGACCCCAGGACCUGCAAGUCGGCAUGUACUCCAACAUGUGCAACUAUGAGGUGAAGUCCAACGAGCAGGCGAGGACGGUGCGCGGCUUCCAGAUGAAGCUGGGCAAAGUCAGCAGGCACGUUUACCUCAUCACGUCGCGCAACGCAGACGACAUCUCCGACUUCACGCUACGGGUCCAGGUCAAGGACGACCAGGACUGCAUCCUGGCCCAGUUCUGUGUCCAGACGCCCCAGCCCCCGCCCAAGGCCAGCGUACGGGCCAACGGCCAGCGGCGGUUCCUGAAGAAGAAGGAGGUAGGGAAGAUCAUCCUGUCGCCCCUGGCCAUCACCACCAAGUACCCGCAGUUCCAGGACCGCUGCAUCACCAACCUGAAGUUCGGGAAGCUGCUCAAGACGGUCAUCCGUCAGCACAAGAACCAGUACCUCCUGGAGUACAAAAAGGGGGACGUGAUCGCCUUGUUGAGCGAGGAGAAGAUCAGGCUUAAGGGACAACUCUGGACCAAAGAGUGGUACAUAGGAUACUAUCAGGGAAAGACGGGUCUUGUGCACGUCAAGAACGUUCUGAUUCUGGGGAAGGUGAAACCGAUCUACUUCUGUGGGCCGGAUCUCACCACCACCAUCCUCAUGGAGCAGAUCCUGAAGCCCUGCAAGUUCCUCACGUACAUCUACGCCUCGGUGAGGACAGUGCUCAUGGAGAACGUGGGGAACUGGCGGGCGUUCGCCGACGCUCUUGGAUAUGGGAAUCUACCGCUGACGUGCUUCUUCCGGGCUGAGCUGGACAGCGAGCCGGAGAGGGUGGCCUCGGUUUUGGAGAAGCUCAAAGAGGACUGCAAUAACCUGGAGAUCAAGGAGAGGAAGUCCUUUCAGAAGGAGUUGAUGUCUGCCCUGCUUAAGAUGGACUGCCAGGGUCUGGUGGCGCGCCUCAUCAUGGACUUCGUGCUCCUCACCACGGCAGUGGAGGUGGCUCCACGCUGGCGGGAGCUGGCUGAGAAGCUGGCCCGCGUCUCCCGGCAACAGAUGGACGCCUAUGAGUCGCCGCACCGGGACAAGAACGGACAGCUGGACAGCGAGUCGAUGUGGAAGCCGGCGUACGACUUCCUGCUGACGUGGGCGGCCCAGAUCGGGGACAGCUACCGCGACGUGAUCCAGGAGCUGCACCUGGGCCUGGACCGCAUGAAGAGCCCCGUCACCAAGCGCUGGAAGCACCUGACCGGCACACUCAUCCUCGUCAACUGCCUGGACAUGCUGCGCAGCUCGGCCUUCUGCCCCGCCCCUCAGGACGACUUUGCCAUCUGAGACCCCGCCUCCCCUUCUCGCCUAGACCCCUCCACCAAUUACAUGAACAGAUUGGUCUCUCCAGAAUCCUGUCCUGUCCCGCCCCUCAGGACGACUUUGCCAUCUGAGACACACACCCCCCCACGCCCCAUGCCCCCACCCUUCUCGCCUAGACCCCUACCAGAGUUAUAUGAAAUAGAAGCAGAUAGCCCCACCUCUCUCAUCAUGAAGGGCCUUUCAUUUCUCCCCUGCCAAUCAACAUUCAACAAUUUCCCGCCCCUCAGAAUGACUUUGCCCUCUAAAACCACGUCCACCCAGACAGAUACCUUCAUCAAUCACAACAUCAGUCUCAUCUUUCCCGGGACCUCCGGAUGCUUUUGGCUCUGAAGCCACACACCCUGCCCCAAAAAUCCUUCACUACAAAUAAAAAGUCUCACAUCCCUGUCCCUGCUGUCAAUCAAAGCACCUCCUGAGCAGAUGGACAAUAUCCACCAAGCCUUGAAUUUAUUUUUUUCUUUAAGUUUGUUUUGGUCGUUUUCGACUUUAUUUGAUAGGACAGUGUGAGAAGUGGACAGGAAGCAAAGAGAGAGAGAGAGAGAGAGACGGGGAGGGGUAGGCAAAUGACCCGGGCCAGGAAUCGAACCCAGGUCAGCUGCAUGGCAGGCAAGUGCCCUACCGGUUGGCCACGGCAGGGCCAAGCCUUGAAUUCUUACUGUGCACAUAUCCUCUGAGGACUGUCUGUAACAUGUUGAUCUUCUAAGUCCCACCCACUUUGCCACAGACAUUCCUCUGAGUGGCUACUUGUUGACCUUUGCUCCUUGCAGCUCCGCCCUCUUAGGUAGAUGAAGCCAAGACACUGAUGAAGAGGUUACACUACAGUUUUUUGUUUUUAUGUUUUUGGAGAAUAAUAGAAAAAAAACCCACAAGGGCCAUUUUUAUCUGGCGAUGUCCUUUGCUAUUUGUAUUUUUUUAUGGAAGCGUAAUAUGGCACAGCAAUGAAUUUUAGAACCACUGUGACAAUUUUCGAUGUCAGGUUUUUUAAAAAGGAAAUAUAAAUAUAUAUAUAUAUACACGUGGAAACGAAAGCCCGUGGCAGUGUGUUCUUAUAUGUUCGAAAUCGCUCCGUGUGUCCUUCCACAAGCUGGGUCACUUUUCUGUUGCCAAAAUGAUGAAACCUUAGCCUUUAAGCUGUUUCAAUUCAGCUUUUAGCUGUGAUUUAAGAUUGCUGUAUGUUCAGACUAAACACAGUAAAAGUGUCAAGAGCCCUGGAAAUACGUAAUUAGUUUUCUGUCAUAACACUUGAUAGGCAGUGUCUGGAGAAAGCUAAACUUGACAGCUAACUUUCUGGUAAUGAGCUAUGACACGAUUCAUUGACAACCAUUCCAAAUUCUAAAAUCACUCAAACUCCUACUGGCAGUGAUCAAAUUUAUGUGGUCAAGCUGGUGUUUUAGGCCUGUUCAACAACUGCAACACUUAACGUGUUCGGUCUGAACAUACAGUACAUAGUAUGAAAAGGACACUCUGCUGAUGCUAAUUUCGAAUGAUCCCAGAGCUCUUAUUUUGUUUAGCUAAGUCUGUUUUUAUUACAAAACUCAUACUUGAGUUCCUUCUGUCUUAAUUUGAAACUUGUGAGCACGUGGCAGCCAUAGCAUUUUAAUUAAAAUCUUGUAGAAAAGAUUCAUUUUUUACUGCAGUUUUCUUGCCUAAUUGCAAUCCUCUUGGCCAACACUAGCGUUAGCAUCUGGAGCUGCUCCUUCAUCUUGGCAGCACAGUGUGGUGAUUACUGACGCUCUCAUCAUUAACAGAUGUGUUGGGUGUUUGUGUUUAUUCUGAAUUCAGCCGAUAUAAAUCAAUGGAAGCCCCAUUAUCCAUGAACCUCCAGAAUAUGGAGUGGUUCGGCUAAAAAAUAAACUAUAGAAUACAAAAGACAAAGAAAAGUCCUUGGAUUUGGUUGGACGUUGAGAGAGCCUGUGCCAGGUAUUUCAAUCAGCUGUCAUGAACUACACAAGGGUUCUUUUAGGAAAUACACAAAGUUAAUAAGACUACACACAGUGUUAAAGAGAUACAUUUUAAAGGCUGUUGUUGUCCAUGUUCAAGGACAACCUCCAGAGUCAUCCAUUGCAGUAUUAUCUUUACCUUAAAGUUUCUUAACCACUGGGACUUGUGGAAAAUGUGUAUUCUGUAAUGUUGUAUUUAUGAGGGUUGUUGCAGAUAACAGCAUACUAUAUUUUUUCAUACCACUGUUGUACCAUGUGUUGGUUUUCUCUAGUGGAGCAAAUAUAGAAGGAACGGAAAGGAAGUCUGUUUGUUUUUGUUUUUGCUUUGUUUUCAUAUCCUGUAUUUUCUGCUAUUUUGCUUUCUUAAUCAUGUGAUUUUUUUAAAAGAGAGAAACCAGCUUUCUUUGCAAGGCUUAGCUUGUUGUGUACUUCUUCAGUUGCUAGUACUGUAUGUUUGCUGCAUUUUCAUUAUGUUUGGUGUUGUUGGGAUAAUGAAUGUAUAUACUCUGUAUGGUUAGAACAGUGACCUCGUUUUGACCUUCUGUGGCUUUGUUGAGUUGGUCUCAUAGAUCUACGGCAUUUUUAAUUGUUGUUAUUAUAAUUAUUAUAAUUAUUUGCAAAUUGGCAUAGCCUACCGCUCUCAGCUGUUGUUUUGGGGAAGUUCAAUCAAACUGUUUAGCCACACAUUGCCUUUUGUUUCUCGUUACAAGUUGUGGCGACUAAAUGGCUUUGAUUGAAUUCUGCUAUUUUGUCAUAGUUUCUGCCAAACGUGAAGGGGGAACAAGAACCAACCGUGCUGUUACAUUUUGUUCCCAUGGAUUCAAUAAAACAGCCAUCAGGUACAAAAUGUUCCCCUCUUGAGUGUUGAGCUACCCAUGUGUGUGUGUCUUUUCUCUGAGUCACAUCACUCUAACAAAAUAAACAUUCACUCUCCCUCUCUUAUGCUUUGGUCUUCUAACAAAAAAAGACAUGCUUCUGGACAAUUUCCAAACCAUGGUGGACAGAUGUUAAAUCAGUGGUUCUCAAUCUUUUUUGAACAAACGCCCCCUUGACCACAUCAUACGUCGGCCAACGCACCCCUAGUAUUGAAAAAUAAAAAAGACUAAAAGACCCCCAGUGAUAAGUAAGCCCAGCACCCACUCAGUUGUAACCUUCUCAACGCCCCCUGGGGGGCCGUAGGGCUCCCGUUGAGAAACAAAAUGUGAGAUUAUCUGUUCUCCACAAGCAAGAAAGUACUGUACGUAAUGAAUGGCUGUGGUGUAGAGAUGUUUCCUGCAGAAAAAACCUAAAAGCAGUCUUCAGAAGAGGAAUAUGUUUAUACUGUACCGUCCUCCAUAUAUGGCAUAUACUGUACACAGACGGGCUCCACCCACGCCUGCACUGUGCCCUGUGCUAUAUUUCAGACGAUGUUAUUCACUGACGCAGAAGAGCCCAGAGAUCUUCUCACAAAAGGGAUGAUAGCUGUAAUGUAAUGCGCCUAUAGAAAACAAAGGACCAAAAAAAAAAUGUGGGUGUCCAUCUCUGGAAGGUUUCUAUUCACAGCGGCACGGUGUUGGCAGGUCUUGAGAGAUGCGAUGUCUCUUGCUUGCAAGACACCAGGGCUGGACUGGCCAUCUGGCAUAGCGGGCAUUUCCCGGUGG
Molecule: messenger RNA, 6852 nt
Organism: Engraulis encrasicolus (European anchovy)
Lineage: Eukaryota; Metazoa; Chordata; Actinopteri; Clupeiformes; Engraulidae
Product: SH3 domain-binding protein 4-A-like
Exons: 5
Coding region: 159-3236 (1025 amino acids)
Cellular component (GO): cytoplasm
Molecular function (GO): protein binding
Source: RefSeq, a predicted model, not a curated record